Molecule: messenger RNA, 1149 nt
Organism: Trichomonas vaginalis G3
Lineage: Eukaryota; Parabasalia; Trichomonadida; Trichomonadidae
Product: spectrin binding
Exons: 1
Coding region: 1-1149 (382 amino acids)
Molecular function (GO): protein binding
Source: RefSeq, a predicted model, not a curated record
AUGAGUCUUAUUCGUGAUUACGAUUACAUUGCGAGCAACAUUCAGACAUAUAUCGAUCAAGAUAAUUUUUAUGAUAUUGUUGAUAAAGAAUUCAUUCCUCAAGUUUUAGAAAAAGCAAAUCUUAACUCAAAUGAUUUCAAAACACUUCUUUCUCAAGGCUUAUCAAAAUACAGUACAAAAGUACUAUAUGAGCUUUUUCGGAACUGCAAUGUUUUCAUUAAUUCAUUCGAAGAUGUUAUAAACGUUCUUCAAAGCUACAGCAAUAUUUUCAGACUGUUAUCAUCAUGUUCAUUAAUUGAUUACCUUGAGAAAUUCAACUCAGAAAAUCAAUCUGAUUCCAUAGAAAUCACGAAUUUACAAAACCUCGAAUCCAAGAUUUCAAUGUUGGAGAAUGAAAUCAAUGAAUACAGAUGGAAAGAGGUGCAAUACAAAAAUGAAAUUGCACAGAUUUCUGAAAUACCUUUGAAUUCUGAUUUUGAAACAGCUUACAAUUUCCUUAAACAACUUUCAAAUAAAGGUGAUAAACUAAAAAUGUCUCUUUCAUGUGCAGUUGGAUUAAGUGAAAAAAGAAGUUCAAAUGAUUAUACUCCACUUCAUUAUGCAUGUUGUAAAGGUGAUCUUCAAUUUAUAAAAUCUCUUGUUGAAGAAGGUUGUGAUAGAGAUGCUGCUACUAAAAAUGAAAGUAAUUGUUUACUUAUGGCAUCAUACUACGGACAUCUUGAUAUUGUUAAAUAUUUAAUUGGGGUUGGUUUUGAAAAGAAUUAUUGUAAGAAAUCCAGUGGAUUUAAUGCAAUUAUAAUGGCAUCACAAGAAGGUCAACUAGAAGUUGUUAAAUAUUUGAAAAGUAUUGGUUGUGAUGUCAACUCUAAAACAAAUGGUAAUGCAAGUUGUAUUUACUUUGCAUCAUUAAAAGGUCAUCUUGAAGUAGUUAAAUAUCUUUUUUCAAGUGGAGCAAAUCCAUAUGAAAAAGAUGAUAAUGGAGUUUCUCCAUUAAUUGUUGCAUCACAAGAAGGUCAUCUUGAUAUUGUUAAAUAUCUUAUUCAAUGUGGAUGCAAUAAAAAUGAUAAAACAAACUAUAAUGAUUCUUCACUUCAUUGGGCAGCAGAGAAUGGCAAUUUUGAAGUUGUUGAAUAUUUAGUUUCGAUUUAG